AUGGCAGCACAAGCGAGAAUGAGAUCGGCUAAAGUCCUUUUAAUUAAUUUGGGUGCACUGGGAACUGAAGUUGCGAAGAACGUCGUUUUGAGUGGUAUUGGUUCUCUGACAAUUUUGGACGAGCAUGAGAUUGUCGAUGAAGAUUUAAGAACACAAUUCUUCAUCAGCAAGGAAGAAGUAGGUCAGAAGAGACUUGAGGCUGCCAAACCCCGUAUUCAAGAUAUGAACCCAAGGGUCGAUCUGAGAACAGAUGUGGAUAACUUUAAAAGAAAGUCUGAGUCAUAUUUCGAAGAAUUCGAUCUGAUCAUAGGAACGGAUUUGUCCAGAGAAGAAAUUAGAACGAUAAACGCAAUCAGUCGUAAAUACAAUAUACCCUUGUAUAUUGCAGGACUUCAUGGGAUAUUCGGCUACAUAUUUGUUGAUUUGAUAGAAUUCAAUGCAAUCGAAGAAAAGGAGAAGAGUUCGGUAGCUACCUCACUUGGUGUCAUUUCUCAAAACAGAGAAGUGGUUGAAGUAACAGAUUACGUUGAUGAUGAAAAGUCAAAGGCAUUCGAGAAAGUAAUCACUAAGCACAUCUAUCAACCAUUCGAGAUUAGUUUAAAACAAGCCACACUCAACGGUAAGCUUACGCGUCGGCAGCUUAAGAGGCUGACCAACGCUGUCCCUUUAAUAUUGGCACUUUUCGAUUAUGAUAGCGAUUUCUCCAAACUUAACACACACAAUCUCAAAGAAAGUGCCGUUGCCAUUUGCAAGCAGUUAGGUUUGUCUGAAGAUAAUUUAAGGCCCGACUAUAUUGAGAUGUUUGUGGAACAGGCAGGUGUUCAGUUUGCACCAGUCUCUGCAGUAAUUGGAGGUGCUUUGGCGCAAGAUGUCAUUAAUAUUCUGGGCAAGAGGCAAUCACCCUUGAACAACUUCGUGGUUCUAGAUGGACUUACCCUUGAUAUGCAAAUAUUCGAAUUGUAG
Lachancea fermentati is the source of this 963-nucleotide messenger RNA. Lineage: Eukaryota; Fungi; Ascomycota; Saccharomycetes; Saccharomycetales; Saccharomycetaceae. The record is from the annotation of a GenBank genome assembly.